AUGUCGGAACCCUAUUUCUCAACUGAUCAGCGCCGCUGGCUAGAAAAUCAGCUAGACCUGUACAACUACUGCUAUGAGUACGACGACCUCAUCGAGUUCUGGACAUCCCUAUACGAGAUUUUCUUCGAAUGCUGGCCAGAGUGUGAUGCUUUGUUCCCUGACUUACCCAACACUCAGUCUCUCUCUGAAGAGCAGCACCGUCAGGUGUUUCAGGCCGUAGAAUGGAGGAAAGAUCGCAUUAAGUCUUGGUUUCAAUCCCAAAAGGCCUUGACGGGAUACAUUCCGUUCACAAUCGUGUCGGUGCAUAAUCAGAAUGUGACGUUACAGGCCGAAGAAGAGUUCACAGAGUAUGGGGUGGAUGUCACAGGUGACGAGCCUGCCAGCGGCGACGUUGAGGAUGGUGGGAGUACUAACAUCGAGGCCCAGGGGGAUGGCGCUUUGAUUGAUCGGAUUGAGGACACUGGGAGUACUAACACCGAGGCGGGUCCAGGGGAUGGCUUAGAUUUAGACUUCGAUUGA
Suillus clintonianus is the source of this 519-nucleotide messenger RNA. RefSeq lists its product as uncharacterized. The record is from RefSeq and is a predicted model, not a curated record. NCBI's taxonomy places the organism in Eukaryota, Fungi, Basidiomycota, Agaricomycetes, Boletales, Suillaceae. The coding region runs from base 1 to 519 and encodes 172 amino acids. The transcript has 2 exons.